Molecule: messenger RNA, 180 nt
Organism: Auxenochlorella protothecoides
Lineage: Eukaryota; Viridiplantae; Chlorophyta; Trebouxiophyceae; Chlorellales; Chlorellaceae
Exons: 1
Coding region: 1-180 (59 amino acids)
Source: RefSeq, a predicted model, not a curated record
AUGCUGUGCUGCGGCGAGCAUGCUGUGCACCGCCACCAGCUCGGCCUUGGCGUCCUCCAGGCAGGCGGUGGUGUGACUGACCAGCUUCUCAAGCUGGGCGUGGUUGGCCCCCUGGUACUUCAGGGCAUCGAGAUCGUCGUCCAGAGCCAGCUUCUCCUCUGCCAGCCGGGCCUUGAGUAG